This is a messenger RNA of Cucurbita moschata (crookneck pumpkin), 2129 nucleotides long. RefSeq names its product pyruvate kinase isozyme G, chloroplastic-like. The record is from RefSeq and is a predicted model, not a curated record. The coding region runs from base 197 to 1981 and encodes 594 amino acids. Gene Ontology annotation, biological process: glycolytic process. Gene Ontology annotation, cellular component: cytoplasm; chloroplast stroma. Gene Ontology annotation, molecular function: pyruvate kinase activity; potassium ion binding; magnesium ion binding. The transcript is spliced from 13 exons. NCBI's taxonomy places the organism in Eukaryota, Viridiplantae, Streptophyta, Magnoliopsida, Cucurbitales, Cucurbitaceae.
UAUAAGAAGACUCCACCGCCGCCCACCGCCCACCGCCCACCGCCGCCGUACUCCCUGGCCGGCGGAAGUGAGACCACCACCGUUUCGCUUCUUCCACUGCAUUUGUAGCUGGAGAUUAUCCUUCUCUUCAGGAUUCUUGAACUUCUCCGGGCAAAUACUCUCUCUCUGCCAUUCGUUCUGUUAGAGGUUUCUUUCAAUGGCUACGUUUUAUCUCUCUACGGGAGUGCCACUACUGAAAUCUGAUUCUACCAGAGUUGCUGACCACCUUGCAUCGUGUAGAAACGUUUCUGAUGCGUUUGGUAUUGAAGCGAAGACUGGAAGGAUGUAUGUGCAAUCGAAACAAAUCGCUUUGAUUAGAUGCUCGAGAAUAGCCGAGAAGCAGGAUGUUGCGUCGUAUAAAGGCUCUCUGGACACUGAUCAGGACAUUUCGAACUCUACCCUUGAUCAUCAAUCUAAUGGAUUCCCUCUUAGUAGGAUGAAGUUAACCACGAAAUCUAGAAGGAAAACUAAGAUAGUCUGCACCAUUGGUCCUUCCACAAGUUCACGUGAAAUGAUAUGGAAAUUGGCAGAGAUGGGUAUGAAUGUGGCACGUUUAAACAUGUCCCAUGGUGAUCAUUCUACCCACCAGAAAACCAUUGAUUUGGUUAAGGAAUAUAACGCACAAUUUAAAGACAAAGUUAUAGCCAUUAUGCUUGACACAAAGGGCCCUGAGGUUCGAAGUGGAGAUGUACCUAAACCAAUCUUGCUCAAAGAUGGACAAGAAUUUAACUUCACAAUCAAAAGAGGAGUCAGCACAGAAGACACUGUUAGUGUUAACUAUGACGACUUUAUAAAUGAUGUAGAAGUUGGCGAUAGUGUGCUUGUUGAUGGUGGAAUGAUGUCAUUGACUGUUAAGUCGAAGACAAAUGAUUUGGUUAAGUGUGUAGUCGUUGAUGGCGGCGAACUCAAAUCAAGGCGCCAUUUGAAUGUUCGUGGAAAAAGUGCGACAUUGCCUUCUAUAACAGACAAGGACUGGGAUGAUAUAAAGUUUGGGGUGGAUAAUCAGGUUGAUUUUUAUGCUGUUUCUUUUGUAAAGGAUGCUAGAGUGGUCCAUGAGCUGAAAGACUAUCUGAAAAGCUGUAAUGCAGAUAUUCAUGUGAUUGUAAAAAUUGAAAGUGCAGACUCAAUACCUAAUCUUCAUUCAAUACUUUCAGCAUCAGAUGGGGCAAUGGUAGCUCGUGGAGACCUUGGGGCUGAACUUCCAAUCGAGGAAGUUCCUUUAUUGCAGGAAACUAUUAUCAAAAGGUGUCAGAGCAUGCAGAAAACAGUUAUUGUAGCAACAAACAUGCUGGAAAGCAUGAUUGAUCAUCCCACACCAACUAGAGCUGAGGUUUCUGAUAUUUCUAUUGCAGUACGAGAAGGUGCUGAUGCAAUCAUGCUUUCAGGAGAAACUGCUCAUGGAAAGUAUCCAUUGAAGGCUGUGAACGUGAUGCACACCGUGGCUUUGAGGAUGGAAUCUAGUCUUCCAGUUAAUUCUACUACUCCAAAUCCAUUGAGUGUCCACAAGAGACAUAUGGGAGACAUGCUUGCUUUCCAUACCACCACUAUGGCCAACACCCUUAAGACUCCUAUCAUCGUUUUCACGAGAACUGGCUCCAUGGCUAUACUCUUGAGUCAUUACAGGCCCUGCUCUACUAUCUUUGCCUUCACUGACGACGAUAGGAUCAAACAAAGGCUGGUGCUUUAUCAUGGGGUCAUGCCCAUUUACAUGCAGUUUUCAAGUGAUGCAGAAGAGACGUUCUCCAGAGCACUCGAGUUAUUGCUGGAUAAGGGUCACGUGGUAGAUGGAGACCACGUUACGCUUGUACAAAGUGGAGCUCAACCAAUAUGGCGGAAAGAAUCUAUUCACCACAUUCAACUAUUACGGUUAUUCUCCCCCUACUUGCUCAUUUGUCGUCCAUCUCCCAUGGAGUCAAUGAGGCAAGAAAAGCACAGUUCUUAAGAAAACUCUCUCUCUUGUCGUCCAGCUCCCAUGGAGUCAAUGGGGCAAGAAAGCACAGUCCUUAAGAAAUCUCCCUCUCUUGUCGUCCAGCUCCCAUGGAGUGAAUGCGACAAUAAAUCAUAGUUCUUGAUAAAUCUCUCACAUCAUU